Messenger RNA from Zasmidium cellare ATCC 36951, 732 nucleotides. RefSeq lists its product as uncharacterized. The transcript is spliced from 2 exons. Bases 1 to 732 code for a protein of 243 amino acids. NCBI's taxonomy places the organism in Eukaryota, Fungi, Ascomycota, Dothideomycetes, Mycosphaerellales, Mycosphaerellaceae. The record is from RefSeq and is a predicted model, not a curated record.
AUGUUCCAAUGGGCGAAGGACUGGGUGGUGGACAAGGUGUACGGCGCCGCGAAGACGGGCAUCCAAGCCGGCGGCACCAUGGCCGGCAACGCUGUCGGCGGCGUGGGCAACCUGAUUGAGAAUUCUGGUCGAGGGGUAGGCCAAAGUGCGAGUGGCGUCGCAGGAUACGUAGGAGGCGUGGGCAGCUACAUCAACUCCUACGGCGACGGCAUCAUCAACUCGACGGCGGCGGGCGGUGGCAGUAGCAGCGCGGAGAAGAAGACGGCCGUGAAGCCCACCCAGGCUGCGAGCAAGACCGCAGGCAACGCUCAGAAAGGCGUCUCGUCGGCGACGAAGUCUCUCCCUCCUGUCCCAGCAUCCAAGGCCCUGCCAGCAGCUCAAAGGACACCGCCCUCCAAACCACCCGCCAAAGCCGCGCCCGCCAAAGCACCACCCGCGAAGAAACCCAACACCCCCCAAACCGCCACAUCCAAAUCCAACACCCUCCCCAAAAUCUCCGCCUCCUCCGCCGACAAGACCCCCGACGGCAAGACGCGCAUCUCCGCCGCCAGCCGUCCGAACAAGCCCAGCGGUGGAGGUGGUGCCCAUAGCGCCAGCUCGGGCGUCAAGAAGACGACGCAGAAUAACGCGGGCCCCAGGCCGAAGAUUUCGGCGGGGAAGGAGGAUCGGACGCCGGAUGGGAAGAUUAAGAUUUCGAGCGCGAGUCGGCCGAGGCCGGUGAAGGCGGCGUAG